GUGGCGGAUAUAUUGAAGCCGUGCGUUUCUUGUGUUUUUAAAUACAGAGCUCCGUCUCACUACUUUGCAUUACACGUGUUGUAUUUAUAAAUAAAGUUAUGUAUUUUAAAUACAAAAUGGUCUUGUACAUUGUAUAUUUAGUUUUACUUCCAACUGUUUUUUCACAAAUGCCAAGUAAAACAUCAACAUCUGGAAUUAUUAGUAGAUUGGAUAAAAUUGAAGAAAAGUUAUUCAUGAUUCAAAAUGGUGACAUUGAAGGCUUAAAAGCUGCAUUGCUUAAUUUACGAAAGGAUCUGAAAAAAGAAAUAGAUUUUAGUAAAGAGAAUAUAUCUGCGCUUUCUACCAGGCUUACGGGAUCUUCAGAACAGGUUGUAAGACAUGACGAAGAACAAGUUUCUAAAACACAACAGGCGUCGUGUGAUUGUGUAGAUAUUAUGAGUCAAUAUGAAAAUUUAAUGAUGGCAUUUAAGAGAGAAAAAUCCGAAAAUAUGAUACUUCGAAAGGAAUUUCACGAACUGAGAAAACGACAUGCUUUUGAAAUCGGAAAUGUCAGCGAAAAGUUUAUUAACAUGGAUUCUAGAUUAAACAAUGCGGAAAAGACAUUACGUUCAGAAAUUGAAACCAUUAAAAAUGAAAAUAUGGCGCAAUUACGUUCAGAAAUAAACACAAUUAAAGACGAAACAAUUGCAGAAUUUCAAGAAAUGAAAAAACAACCGGAUUUUGAAAUAGGAAAUACCAGCGAAAAAUGUUACAAAGUCGAAACAAGAUUAAAAAGUGUGGAAAAGACAUUACGUUCAGAUAUAGACAACAUAAAAAAAGAAACCAUGGCGAUUAACCAUAGAUAUGCUGCGUGUCAAACAUAUAUAAAUAACACGCGUUCUAACUUCAACGACGUUAUAAUUCAUUUAAAUGAGUCAUUGAUGAACCGUUCAUUGCUUGCAUUACAGGAAAUAUCUCGGAUAACAUCAGAUACUGCCAAUCUUAAAACGUCGAAUGAAAUCUUGAAGAGCAAAACUGAUAUGUUAAUUCGGCAUCUACGUCCCUUCCUUCCUAAAUCCUGUGACAGCGAAGUUAAGAGUGGCGAAUAUACAAUAUAUCCCGAUGCGUUUCCACAGGGCGUGAAAGUUUAUUGUUACUUGGACUCCACGAACAAGGGAUGGAUAGUUAUACAUAGGAGAAAGGACGGGUCUGUAGAUUUCAAUCGCACUUGGGCGGAUUACAAAGCUGGCUUCGGUAACUUGAGUGGUGAAUUCUGGCUGGGUAAUCAGCAUAUCUACCAGCUGACUGAGGACAAACCGAGACAGCUGAGGAUUGAUAUGGAGAUGUUCAAUGGAACAAAGCGAUAUGCGCUGUAUUCUGGGUUUAAAAUAUCGUCAGAGUCUGAGAAGUAUAAGCUCCAUCUGUCCGGAUACACUGGGGACGCAGAAGACUGUUUAUUAACGGCUUGUUUUAAUUCAAUAGAUGGUAGUACUCUUCACAACGGUCGGUUGUUUUCAACUUUCGAUAGAGAUAAUGACCAAACCUAUGGUUGUUGUGCAUGCUACUAUGCAGGAGGUUGGUGGUUUGAUAACUGUUUCAGCGCACAUCUAAACGGUAAAUACUUCAAGAAAAAAGAGUCCGUGACUUAUGGGAAUGGAAUUCAAUGGUACACGAUCACUAGGGGUAACACAUCUUUAAAAUUUGUGCAAAUGAGCAUGCGCUAAGAAUGCACAGUUAGAUGUAAAUAUGACGUGAUAAAGUAUUUCCAUUGGAGCAAAGAAAAUGAUUCGUAUUGAACCGAUUGUUUUAAUGUUUUGAUGUUCAAUAACAUAUUACAUGAUAUUAGUAAACACAUUUCAGGUAUAACUGUCUUAGAAGUCACCUGUGAUAACCAUGCCGCGUAUAAAUUCUUUAUAUUUGUAUUUCAAGUGCAAUUCAACUAUCAUGUAAAUUUGAUGCGCUACGCAAUAAUCUUCAAACAAGUAUUUUUCAAACAAGAAUGUCUCAAGUGUAAGAAAUGAUUUAGAUUUAAAAUUGUACAUGUUAUCAUUUCACACCAUUCGGUGGACGCUCAUGAUAAAAUCAUUCUUCCCUGACGCUUAAGCACGUGGGGUAGGUAUUGUUUCAGGUUUGAGGUUUGGGGGUUUGCUCGUGCAACUCCGAUUGAAAGAGUGCAUACAAAGUUUUGCAAGUCUGUAUUAGGUGUUAAAUGUAACACUCAAAAAGAUUUUAUUUAUGGUGAUCUUGGCCGAAUGGAUUUACAUUCCCAGAGGCUUGUUUGUAUUGUUAAAUAUUGGUUGAAGAUCACUGACUGUAAUGAUAGAAAAUAUGUGUCAUGUAUUUACAAUAAUAUGUUAAAUGAUAUUGAUUUAACCCACGCAAGCAAAACUGGGCUUCACUUGUUAAAGAUACGUUGUGUAGAUUAGGUUUCUAUCAUGUAUGGCUGCAACAGAGUGUUGGAAAUAAUAGCCAGUUUAUUAGUGUAUUUAAACAACGUGUUAAGGACAUAUUUGUACAGGACUGGCAUAGUAGAUUGAAAAAUUCAUCUCGAUCGAUAUUCUAUAACACUCUCUGUAAUUUCGAAUUCCAACCAUAUCUUAAACAUGUAAAUGUUAAAUGCUAUAGAAAUGCGCUUACAAAGUUACGAAUGUCAUCACAUAGAUUAAAUAUUGAAAUAGGUAGAUGGAAUAGAACGCCAAGGGAACAAAGACUAUGUAACAAAUGUAAUAAAUUAAAGGACGAAUUUCAUUUUCUUUUUGAGUGUAAGCUAUAUGAUAGUGUACGAGGAAAAUAUCUUAAGCAGUAUUACCGUCAUAGACCAAAUAUGUUUAAAACUGUCGAGCUAAUUACAAAUGAUAACUGUGAAAUAUUACGAAACCUAGCUGUAUAUGUAAGCAAAGCCUUUGAACUGAGAAAAGCACAUUAUACAAUGCAUUAAUAUUUAUAUUGUUUAGUGUAUAGUAUAAACUAUAUUUCACCAUCAGUUUCCUGAUUUACUUGUCAGUAUGUCAAAAUUGCAAUCGCUGUCGGUGUUACUGGGGUCUCUACAUUGCAAAUAUAUGCAUAAAUAAUUAUCCGACAUCAUAAUGCUAAAGUAUUACGUGUCAUACGUGUAUUACAUGACUACAGAUAAAUUUUUAAAUUAUGUACACAGUGAUAUGUACACAGUGAUUUAUCAAAUAAGAAUCGUUUUUAACCCAUGGUGAUGUAUACAUAUUGUAUAAUAUUAGUGUGGUAGGAUCAUAAAAUUAUGCAACAUGUAAAAGAGAGAUCCAUUAUUGGAUGUAGUGAUGAAACAAUUUCAAUUAUUUCAGUAAAGUAUACUGCAACAAAAUGAUACAAUCGGUGAUUAAGAUUUUCAAUAUUUUAUUUGAAUAUCGAAUCUUAAUUCAUAGCAAUUAAGUUUUGGGUAUUCUGAAUGGAUCAUUUAGAAAGGGAAAAAACUCUGCUGUUUCUUGUGAGAAUGAUUGGAAGAGUUAGCUUUCCUUUUCUGCACUCGGUUUUCUAAUAAUAACAGGGUCAUUGAUGAGUUUAUUCAAGUCUCAGUUUAUUCAAGUCUCAUCACCUUAGAAAUAUUGUACUUAUGUUUUUUUGUAAUAUAAUAUGAAUAUUACAUCAUGUGAUAUAUGUGAUGUUAAAAAAAAAGUGAUGUUAGGUGAUUCCAGUAAGUAAGAUCUUGCAAACAUUUGCGUGUUCAUUACCGGCGCUCUGAGUAGUUGUAUUCAAGAACAUACAUUUUGUUUGAAAUUUGAUAUUCUGAACUUGAUGUUAGAAAUAUUGAAAUAUCAAAUUAAUAUAUGUUGUGUAAAUACGGUAUGUU
Molecule: messenger RNA, 3799 nt
Organism: Dreissena polymorpha
Lineage: Eukaryota; Metazoa; Mollusca; Bivalvia; Myida; Dreissenidae
Product: fibroleukin-like
Exons: 1
Coding region: 99-1703 (534 amino acids)
Source: RefSeq, a predicted model, not a curated record